Molecule: messenger RNA, 1393 nt
Organism: Papilio polytes (common Mormon)
Lineage: Eukaryota; Metazoa; Arthropoda; Insecta; Lepidoptera; Papilionidae
Product: suppressor APC domain-containing protein 2
Exons: 3
Coding region: 311-1225 (304 amino acids)
Source: RefSeq, a predicted model, not a curated record
AAAAUCACUCCCACAGUGAAGCCGGUUCGCUAACACAUCGUACGUAUUUACAGUUCAACAAAUGUUCUAACUUUUUCACAUGUGACAAAAAACGGUCACUUAACUGGUUAAUAAUAUUCUAGAACUUUUAGUAAUGAUUUUGUAAGCAUUUGUGUUGUUAAAGAUUUACAUAAAUUUUGAUUUAGUGUAACUAAGUGUAUUUUGAAACUAGGUUAAUAUAGUUGACUGUUGUUUUAAUUUAGUAGCGACCGUUGACCGCUGCUUAAAUUGAUAUAAAGUUGAAACAUUGAGUCAUGUUAGAUGCACUAAAAUGGAGUCCUUGCCUAAGCAGUUCGUAACAGCUAUGCGAACACUUUUUGAUAUAAUGGACGAUAAACAUACGGGCUGUGUAAAACUUACGGAUAUUGAAAAUCGUUGGCGCGACGAUCGUACUAAAGGUUUACCCCGUGGUGUUAUUGAAAGUUUACAGAAGGUAGCUUCACAUGAUGGUUUGUUAACUUUCGAAUCAUUCUGCACUGGCCUAAAAAUAUGUUUAUUACGAAACCAAGUCCAAAACGCUACCAAAAAAGGAAGUAGUAUGGAUGAAAUAGAAAAUUCUGUAAUGCAUUCCCAAGUAAGCGCUCAAGUACACCGUCCGCCCUCCGCUCCGUUACUAGACAUUAAUAGUACACAAAAUCGGGAUAGAAAUUGGAUGCAAAGGAAUCCAGAAACCUCGACUCACGGCCAACAUAGGACGCAAAGUAUGCCCCAAUUGAUUGAAGACAAGGAUAACCCAUUACCAGAUUUAAUGCACAACGUAGGUACAGCGAUAUCUAAACACGAUAAUACUCAACGGAUGUAUGGUCCUCCGAAACCACCGAGGCUGGAAAAGAAUCAACUCGACAGAAAAGAAAGUGAGCCUUGGAAUGAAGCGCAUCAGGAACGACUGGAACUACUGAAGGCGCGAGUGUUAGAGCUAAAUAGGCAAUUGGGCGCACUAGCCGCGGGUUGGCGCCAUGGCCCGCUGUCCUUGCACAUGAACCUUGCGCUGCCUACAAGCCUCCAAAACUCGCCUCCCAGUACACCAAAUAAUGCCGCGGUCCUCAGAUCUCAGAACCGCAUGCUAGCUGAGGAAGUGAAUCGCAAAAACGAACGAAUUUCUGUACUGGAAAGAGAAAAAUCUGCACUUAUUAGAGAGUUAUUGGUGCAAAGAAACCGGACAAAAAUUAUGGAUAACUAUAAUUAAUAUCAUUUAUAAUCAACAUAAUAUAAUUAUAUCACCACUAACACUUUAUUAUAAUAACAUACCCAAUUGUGUCAUAAUAAGUUAAAAAUCCAAAUAUAAAAUGUAUUGAUUAGUGCCAUUGCAAGUAAAUUUGGGGGUGUGGUUAUGACAAUAAAAAAAUUUAUGUUA